Messenger RNA from Blepharisma stoltei, 2613 nucleotides. Lineage: Eukaryota; Ciliophora; Heterotrichea; Heterotrichida; Blepharismidae. The record is from the annotation of a GenBank genome assembly.
AUGGAUAGCGUUUCUAUAUUGAAUUACUUUGAUGCAGUUUAUGAGCUUAAAAAGAGAGCUUACCUCCCUCUAUCACAGCCAUAUCAUUUAAGCCUCAGCCAUGAACAUUUUUGAAUAGAAAAACAAAUAAAUGAAACCCAAUUCCUUGGAGUAAAUGAAAAAGGAACUGAAUUUGAUAUACAAGUGAUCACUUCUUCAAGCAUAGAAGCACAAAUAUAUGAGAAAAGAUAUUUCGAAAUGGCAACCCUCGUACAUUAUCUCUCUGGCGUAGCUAAAACUUGUGCUAGAGAACUUGAUAAAUUUUAUUUGAUGACAGAAUUGAAGAAUUCAAUGAGUCUUGAUGAAUUUUUAGUUCAUAAAAAUAAUGUGGAGAUUCCUAAAGUUAUUAGAGAAACUUCUAAUUUGUGCCAGGAAGUCAUAAUAAGAGCUGCAGAAGAGUUAAUAAGCCAAGUUGCCAGCGCAAGAAGAAUGGGCAUGGUAAUUGGGAAUAUCUCUCCUGACAAUCUUUAUAUUGAAAUUUCGCAAAGUCCUAUCAGGCCAGUUUAUACACUGAAUGGCUAUGGAAUUGAUUUAAAGCUUGAUAUGAUAAAUGCUAGGUCUUUAAGCACCGCUUUUCCUUUAAAUCCUGACAUCUUUCCAUUUGAUGAUAAAAACAUUGUAGACUUAUGAGGAGUUGGCGUCUGCUUAUAUGCAGCAGUUACCAGGACAGUAAUGGACGAAAUGCCUCAUUUUAUGACAUCAGAUAAAGACGAAGUGACCAAAAUGAUCCUCGCUGAAAACUAUAUCCCAUCUCUCAGUGAGUUUAUAGCUGAACUUGUAACUGAUAGAACAUAUACAAUGAAAGCAGUCGAUCACUUGUUUUCAAGACUCUUCAAAACGUGGCUUUAUCUAUUUAAAGAGACUGAGAGGGAUUCUUUAGAUUUGAGCGAGCUUGAUUCGAAAGCACUGAUAUCUAGUUUUUAUUUUAAAGAUAAACAUAUAAGGAAAAGAGGCUUUGAGCAGCUUUUUGCAAAAGAUUGCGGAGUUCCUAAAAUUUUGAGUACAAUGCCUAACUGUUUUGAUGUUACAAGGACUGUUAUUAAAGUUGCAACUCACUACAAAUUUUAUGAAGAAAAUAAAGAAUUUUUAGUAAAUGCACUGGUAGCCUUAAAUGAGCUAAUGAAAAAUAACGCUUGGAUUAGGGCUGAGUCAGGGCCUUUAGGACUAUAUAGACUAUUUUAUAUUAAGCUUGACUUUACAAACGCCAAGUUAAGAAAAGAAAUUAUCAGGUACUUAUCUCUGCUAUGCAAAAACAAUACACUAACUGCUUUAAUUAUAGCAAAACAAAAGAGAAUCAUCAACGACCUCCUUUAUCCUCGAUAUCUCAACGAAUCAUCUGAUUUAACUGUCAUGCUGCCUUUCUGUGGCAGAGCAAACAUCAAGAGAAUAAAAAUAUUCCGAGAUUACCGUGUUAUUGGGAACGAUUUCGAGGAAAUCCUUGCCCUUUCUGCAAUUCCUAUCCAUUUCAAAAGGCAGCGUCCUGAAAUUAUAUUAGAUCAAAUCCAAGAACUCAUGAGCCGUAUGGUCAAAACGAGCACAGUCAGCCAAGAAUUUAAUGAAUCUUUAAGCAUUGCUUUAGAAAUCAUAUAUGAGGUUUUAUUCAAAUGCAAGCAUGAGCAUGAAAUCAAUCGUAGUGGGGAAUGCUGCAAGCUUUUCACUAAAUCUCAUUCAUAUAAUACUAUUCCAUUUCUCACAAAAUGCACCCGCUGCAAUAUGAACUUUUGCCCAGCAUGUUCAAGAUUUCAUUCUAGUUCUCAAAGCCAUAGUUUGCAGUUUUUGAUAUACACAUUAAACCCUAAAGCAACUUGUGCUUGUGCGAGUGCGCAUCCCUCAGCAUUUACAUCAGCUGUAUUAAGUGAUUUAAGGGAAGAAAAACAAAUUGAGCUGUUUGCGACAGGAGGAGUGGAACAUGAAAACCAUAUUUAUCAUACGGAAAAAGAGUCUAAAGAAAUAAGUAUUACAAGUGUGGCUGAAAUAAAUGUGUUUAAUGAUGAUAUUAGGCCUGUCACUAUUUUUUAUUAUGAAGUAUAUGUGCAAAGGGCAGGGCUUACAGGGAAUAUAAAAGUUGGGCUAGAAGGAACUGGGGUUGAGUAUUGUGGAGAUACUGGAGAUAUACUUAUGGAUGGUGAAGUGAUUGAGCAUGGGCCUAGAUUUGGGUCCAAAGAUGUUGUAGGGAUUGGGAUUACUUCAAGCUAUUAUGUUUAUUUUACUUAUAACGGUUUUAACUUGCAUUUAUAUGUAGAAUGUGAGCCAAUCCGAGAAAUUCGGCCUCUUGUAAGGGUGAAAGGCAAGCAUAUCAGAGUUCAAUUAAAAUUCAACCAUUUCAUGUGUGACCCAAAAUCAUAUCCAGCCGUUUCGCAAGCAAGAAUAUGUCAACUAAUGAAAGAAAUUGAGGAGUGGAUAAAAUAUUAUGCGGAGAAAACCAAAAUUUUCCCUUUUAUGAAAAGCAAUGCGGACUCAAUAAAGCGAAUUGUUUCGAAUUUAAGUUCCCAGCUUCCAUUGAAUUUCCCAUAUUUUGAUGCACAUAUUGUUCCUAUAAAAGCUUCAUCGAAAUCGAUAUGCAAUAUAAUUUAG